AUGAGUGAGCUGAAGGACUGCCCGCUGCAGUUCCACGACUUCAAAUCAGUGGACCACGUGAAGGUGUGCCCGCGGUACACGGCUGUCCUGGCCCGCUCUGAGGACGACGGCAUCGGCAUCGAGGAGUUGGACACACUACAGCUUGAGCUGGAGACGCUGCUCUCCUCCGCAAGCCGCCGCCUCCGCGUCCUGGAGGCUGAGACCCAGAUCCUGACGGACUGGCAGGAUAAGAAGGGUGACCGGCGGUUCCUGAAGCUGAGCAAGGACCAUGACGUGGGCACCUCUGUCAAGCACGGGAAGCCCAAGAAGCAGAAGCUGGAGGGCAAAGGGGGCCACGGGACCGGGCCUGGACCUGGCCGGCCCAAGUCCAAGAACCUGCAGCCCAAGAUCCAGGAAUAUGAGUUCCAGGAUGAUCCCAUUGAUGUGCCCCGCAUUCCCAAAAAUGAUGCUCCAAACAG
Molecule: messenger RNA, 458 nt
Organism: Phaethon lepturus (White-tailed tropicbird)
Lineage: Eukaryota; Metazoa; Chordata; Aves; Phaethontiformes; Phaethontidae
Gene: TADA3
Product: transcriptional adaptor 3
Exons: 2
Biological process (GO): regulation of transcription by RNA polymerase II
Cellular component (GO): SAGA complex
Molecular function (GO): transcription coactivator activity
Source: RefSeq, a predicted model, not a curated record